AUGAAUGAGAUAAUUACUCCGAGUGAGGCGGAUUGGCUUCAACAUCUAGAAAAGAAGUCUCCUGGGAUUUCUUUGCAUAAGGCUCAUGAGGUAGCAAUGAAGCAAGAUGCAAAAAUGCUUGCAGAAUUCGAGAAGCUUUUCGAUGCCAAGUUUGAGAAUUUGAUGAGGCGGGAACGACUCCCUGAAAUAAAGAGGCUAGACCUGGCUGCCCUGGAGAUAAAAAUGGCAGCGAUUGAAAAGAAGAGAAAGGAGGAGUCCGAGCGCGAGGACUCAUCAACGAAUGAAGGAAAGUGCGUCGCCUCGUCAAGUAAGGAAGGAACGGAAUCAUGCUUUGUCGACACAGAAUCCCAAUCCUCGAGCCAAGACGAAGCACCAGGAACAGACGCUCAGCCAUCACUAGAAGAGCUCCAAAGGAACUUCGACCUCGCCAAAAGCAACUGGAAUAAUGUAAGAAAGGUGUUCAUUAAAAACAGGAAAAAUCUCGUGAGAGAAUACCAGCAAAAAAUAUGAAAGGAUCCCUGGAGGUUACCCAAAACAGGAACCCCACCAAGGACAUCUCGUGUUGCCAUUUGUGAAGAGUACUCUCGUCAUCAUGUGUCUUACCCACGGCCUUACUCAGGAUCUAGAGAAUCGUUCUCUCUUCAUCGGACCGCGGAAAGAUACACCAGGAAGGCACAGUGUCGAGUUUCUAGGGAUGUUCAAACUGGAUCCCGUGAUUUACGAAUAUGUCUCCCAAAUAUUCUCCAGCAUCAAAAUUGCUAUAGGUCGAGGAACACUUUCCGCAAGAAUGCUCAAAUUUCAUGAAGAUCACUUUGACUACAGUAAAGACUGGCCAGCUUUUGUCAGAGGGACCCGUAAUGGAUCGAGAGCCUUGCUCAGGAGCGGAAGCUUUGAGAAAUUUAAGGGCAAGCUUCUGGCACAGGAAGCUCAUAUAAAAAAGCGCAAAGAUGAAUGUGCUAUGCUCAUCCACAUUGUAGCUGCUUUAAAUCCUAGAUUAGCUUUGUUCAAAGAGUCCCUCAGUAUAGCCAUGGAUAAUGGAACGAUCAAAAAGGACGUUAUGGGCAGGACUUUGGAGGGACAGUCGUUGAAGUGGAAGGGCUUUUUGAGGGGCAUUUUGUAAGCUUGAAGUUCUACACUUUCUCUCUUCCUUUCUGUGAGGGUAUUAAAACAAUUAAUAACUGGAGCAGGGCUAGACAAUGCAUCGGUCACUUGGCCGGGAAAGAAAAAGGCCAUUUGGAGAUGGAGAAGAAACGGAAGAUCGACGAGGAGGAAAAAACGGACGGCAUUUGGGUCAAUGAACGGAAAGCAAGGCUCAUGCCAACAUCUGACAGACUCAACAAGAAGGUGAAGGUCAAGAUCAAGCAGUAG
Molecule: messenger RNA, 1368 nt
Organism: Hymenoscyphus albidus
Lineage: Eukaryota; Fungi; Ascomycota; Leotiomycetes; Helotiales; Helotiaceae
Source: the annotation of a GenBank genome assembly